UCUUGGAAGGAUAUUCUUUAAGAAGAUAUCUUUUGUAUGUGAAAAUUCAGCAAAUCUGGACCAAAAAUGGCAUCGAAUUUGAAGACAAAGGCCCCUCUAACGGGAAGUACAGGUGACCUAGAAAAGACUGAAAAGUGUUCAGGCGAUCAAGGUAACAUUGACAAAGAGGUAUCUAUUGAGGCGUUUAAGAAUUUGCAAGAGAGUGUAGAAGCGAUCUCGUCUAAUCUAAAAUAUGUAGCUGAACAGUCUGAGAGUAAUUAUGAUGAAAUGUAUUUCAUUCGAUCUGAAAAUACUCAGUUAAGACGAGAAGUGGAUUUGUUACGUGCCAUGCUUAUCAAAAUGGACAGGAAAAUAAAUCACAUGGAAUCCGAAAUUACUGAUUUACGCUCCAGAUCAAUGCGGGAUAACAUCCUUAUACACAAUUUUGCAUACACCCAGGGUGAAAACCUAAAUAAACGUGUUCCUGAAGUUUUAUUGGAAACUCUAGGUGUAGAGGUUGACUUUGUACGUAUUCAUAGAAACAGUGUGAGGGGGGUUGUCAACUCGAGACCUGUGUCAAUAACAGGAAAACUGAGGGAUCGUACUAAAAAAGAUGAAUUGCUUCGGGCCCAGAAGGCUAAAAAAAGUGAAAAUGUAAACCUCCCGUUCUUUAUAACAUCCCAAGAACCAGCCUCUGUAGUAGAGGAACGUAAACGUUUGUAUGCAAUUUCAGAUUCAUUGCGAAAACAAAACAUUAAAUCUAAGAUUGAGAAGGGGGCUGUUAUAAUGCCGGACGGUAAAAAGUAUCAGGAUCCGAUUCCCAAACUUGAAGCUGCUGAUGCCCUCCAGAUCCCCGUCGAUGAAGUACAAAUUCUGGAUGAUGUUAAGGUAGAAUGUACGGAACCAACUAAGAUCCGCGGAUCAGAAAUAUUCGCCACAGGGAAAAGUGUAUGUUCGGUGACAGAAGUAGAAACACUAUAUAAAAAAGUCUGUACUGACGCAUACUCCGCUGCUGCUGACCACCGCAUUCUGGUCUACAGAUUUAUGGAAACGAGUGGGAGACUGUGUGAGGGAUACUGGGACGACGGUGAACAUGGUGCGGGACGUCGGCUUCUGCAAUAUAUGCAGUCAAACGAGAUACUCAAUGCCGGUGCUGUCAUAACCCGUUGGAGUGGUCCUGUUCGACUGGGACAAGAGCGAUUCAAGAUUAUGGAGGACCAUCUUUGUGAUUUAGCAAAUCUGAUACAAGGGUAAUGGUAAAGCAGAUUUAAUAAUGUGCUUAUCAAGGUAAAAAAUGAACACUGAAAU
Messenger RNA from Saccostrea cuccullata (small rock oyster), 1287 nucleotides. RefSeq lists its product as uncharacterized. The coding region runs from base 67 to 1233 and encodes 388 amino acids. The record is from RefSeq and is a predicted model, not a curated record. NCBI's taxonomy places the organism in Eukaryota, Metazoa, Mollusca, Bivalvia, Ostreida, Ostreidae. Gene Ontology annotation, biological process: regulation of translational initiation; GCN2-mediated signaling. The transcript has a single exon. Gene Ontology annotation, cellular component: cytoplasm.